Messenger RNA from Coregonus sp. 'balchen', 20595 nucleotides. Lineage: Eukaryota; Metazoa; Chordata; Actinopteri; Salmoniformes; Salmonidae. The record is from the annotation of a GenBank genome assembly.
CACAACAUGGCACCUGCUGGCCGGGGUGUUGUUGUGGUAGUCCUCUCAUUUCUGUACUUAUCCCGUGCUAUAUUUUCCACUGAAUACUUCUCUACACUUACUUUCUUUAAUAGCGAACUGCAUAAACAUGGUUGCAGCUCUCCGUCAGAGUGGGAGGAAUACGCAAGUGAUUGCGGUAAGUUUUGCCACGUCCUUGUAACUCGCUGUGUAAAUGUGGCUAGCUAACAAAACCUAUAUUUUUCCGCACCCGUUGACAGGAGGUUAGCUACUGUACUAGCUAGCAAGCGUGGGAUAUUACCCGCUCUCUCGUAGAGGUUAGGAUUUGAUGGUAAAGGUCAGGGUAGAAUCAGAGGCUCCUCAACUGAUAUUUCAAGAUUAAUAGUACUAAUAAGACUUCGACAAGGUCCCCAGUGCUAUGAUGUCCUCACCUAGAUACGUUUUUACACACAAUGUCAGUUAGUACAUUCUGCGUGUCUUUCCUGCGCGUGAACGUAACCCAGAGCGCACCUCAAAGCUCGCGAUGGUCUUGCUUGCACAGGUUUUGUAUUGGAAUGUGCAAUCAAUGUAUUAAAAUAAAAUUGCAUUGCAAACUGUGACUGAAUCAAAAUAUCCAGGAUAAUGAAUGAAAUAUGAAUGAGAUCAUCCUAUGACUUUCCCACUGAAAGAUCACAAAGCAAGGCUUUUAUGAAUCAAUCAAUAAUAAAAGAUUAGUAUUUGAUGUGACCAGUCCCUUCAUUGCAGAUCAGGUAAGAAGCCUGCCAAUGUUUUUGAUCCUUAUCUCUCCCCAUAAUGACCAAGUUGGCAGCAGUCUGGCUGCUGUGUUGUGUCUGAUGCUGUAUAUUUCCCUACAGAGUCCUCCGUUCUACAGUUGGACAACCCAGACUGUGAGGAAGGAAGCAACCUGCCAUGCGAGUCUGUCUUCUCUCUCAACGCAGAGAAAAUUCUGGUGAGAUGCACAGACUUCAUUAAGAUCUCAAUGCUUUUGCCUUGGCAUUUUUGUUUGACUGAACCUUUUAUUUUCACAGAGGAAACUGAACGUGUAGCUAACUACACAAUGAUCUCAUCUUCUUUCAAUCAGAGCCAAGCCAAGUUGUUCAUAGAGCAGAAACGAUUCCCGUUUGCAGUGGACAACCACAACACAAAUGAGGAGCUUGGUAAGUUAAUCUAGUAAGAGUUUGGUAUGUGGAGUGUAUGCUAUACAGUGAGGGAAAAAAAGUAUUUAAUCCCCUGCAGAUUUUGUACGUUUGCCCACUGACAAAGAACUGAUCAGUCUAAUUUUAAUGGUAGGUUUAUUUGAACAGUGAGAGACAGAAUAACAACAACAAAAUCAAGAAAAACGCAUGUCAAAAAUGUUAUAAAUUGAUUUGCAUUUUAAUGGGGGAAAUAAGUAUUUGACCCCUCUGCAAAACAUUACUUAGUACUUGGUGGCAAAACCCUUGUUGGCAAUCACAGAGGUCAGACGUUUCUUGUAUUGGCCACCAGGUUUGCACACAUCUCAGGAGGGAUUUUGUCCCACUCCUCUUUGCAGAUCUUCUCCAAGUCAUUAAGGUUUCGAGGCUGACGUUUGGCAACUCGAACCUUCAGCUCCCUCCACAGAUUUUCUAUGGGAUUAAGGUCUGGAGACUGGCUAGGCCACUCCAGGACCUUAAUGUGCUUCUUCUUGAGCCACUCCUUUGUUGCCUUGGCUGUGUGUUUUGGGUCAUUGUCAUGCUGGAAUACCCAUCCACGACCCAUUUUCAAUGCCCUGGCUGAGGGAAGGAGUUUCUCACCCAAGAUUUGACGGUACAUGGCCCCGUCCAUCGUCCCUUUGAUGCGGUGAAGUUGUCCUGUCCCCUUAGCAGAAAAACACCCCCAAAGCAUAAUGUUUCCAACUCCAUGUUUGACGGUGGGGAUGGUGUUCCUGGGGUCAUAGGCAGCAUUCCUCCUCCUCCAAACACGGCGAGUUGAGUUGAUGCCAAAGAGCUCCAUUUUGGUCUCAUCUGACCACAACACUUUCACCCAGUUCUCCUCUGAAUCAUUCAGAUGUUCAUUGGCAAACUUCAGACGGGCAUGUAUAUGUGCUUUCUUGAGCAGGGGGACCUUGCGGGCGCUGCAGGAUUUCAGUCCAUCCCGGCAUAGUGUGUUACCAAUUGUUUUCUUGGUGACUAUGGUCCCAGCUGCCUUGAGAUCAUUGACAAGAUCCUCCCGUGUAGUUCUGGGCUGAUUCCUCACCGUUCUCAUGAUCAUUGCAACUGAUCUUGCAUGGAGCCCCAGGCCGAGGGAGAUUGACAGUUAUUUUGUGUUUCUUCCAUUUGCGAAUAAUCGCACCAACUGUUGUCACCUUCUCACCAAGCUGCUUGGCGAUGGUCUUGUAGCCCAUUCCAGCCUUGUGUAGGUUUACAAUCUUGUCCCUGACAUCCUUGGAGAGCUCUUUGGUCUUGGCCAUGGUGGAGAGUUUGGAAUCUGAUUGAUUGAUUGCUUAUGUGGACAGGUGUCUUUUAUACAGGUAACAAGCUGCGAUUAGGAGCACUCCCUUUAAGAGUGUGCUCCUAAUCUCAGCUCGAUACCUGUAUAAAAGACACCUGGGAGCCAGAAAUCUUUCUGAUUGAGAGGGGGUCAAAUACUUAUUUCCCUCAUUAAAAUGCAAAUCAAUUUAUAACAUUUUUGACAUGCGUUUUUCUGGAUUUUGUUGUUGUUAUUCUGUCUCUCACUGUUUAAAUAAACCUACCAUUAAAAUUAUAGACUGAUCAUGUCUUUGUCAGUGGGCAAACAUACAAAAUCAGCAGGGGAUCAAAUACUUUUUUCCCUCACUGUACAUUUCUGCUAUCGAAGCCCUUUUGCUUUACUCUCAUUUUCUUUUCAUUGCAGCUAUAGGAUAUGUUCUUAUUGGAAAUGGCCUGUACGAUGAAGCCAUCAAACACUUCUCCUUGUUAUUACAGGUUGGUUAACAUUCAUAGAUGCAUGAAUUACAACACACAUCUGUAUAUAUGUCUUGGUCUGGCCUACUUGACAGUUUGAAUAAUGCAUAUUUUUUGUUUAGUCAAAUAUAUGAAUAGUAGAGAGACAGACAUAGACAUUUACAUUACAUUUUCUCUUUCUCCUUGCUUUGAAUAUGUUGUGUGGUUUGCAUUUGCAAUAAAGGACAUAUUUCUUAUCAGUGUGUGUUGUGCUCUGGUGUAGGGGGAUCCAGAGGUGGUCAGUGCCAUCUACGGGAGAGGGAUAGCAUACGGAAAAAAGAGUCUGCAGGUAAGUGAUCACAUUAGCAUGAUACUGGAGUUCACAGAAUGUUGACACCAGCAGUUCUAUUCAGUCAGCCAAUGUUUGCACUGUGACACAUCAUAAAUAAAAAUCUAAUCUGUGCUAACUUUUGAUUAUGAGAGUGCCCCCACCGGGGACCCUGCUCAGCAGUUAGCAUGUGUGCGUGUCAGUGGAUGUGAUUGAUAAAGGCUGAGAGUGGUGAUUUUUUUACAUUUAUAUUUAAGUCAUUUAGCAGACGCUCUUAUCCAGAGCGACUUACAAAUUGGUGCAUUCAACUUAGGAUAGCCAGUGGGACAACCACCCUUUUUUUUUAUGGGGGGGUGGGGGAGGUGUGUCCAAUGGAGGUGAGACUGUCUCUUUUCUUCUAUGGAAGGACAUCAAGAAUGCAGACUUGGCGCUGUUCGAGUUAAGCCGAGUCAUCACUCUUGAGCCCAACCGUCCUGAGGUGUACGAACAGCGGGCAGAGGUGAGGAUAAUGCUAGGCCUGUUUUGGCGUCAUGGGUUAACUGUCUGUUCGUGUUAGACCUUGUGUUAGGGUAUUGGUUUUCAUUGGGGUUUACUAUCAUGCUUGAAUUGUAUGUCUCUUUGAAUGGAGCAGGUUUCUAUGUAGCCACAUGCAAAAUGGUUACAAAUGAGUGAGGGUGGUGGUAUUCUCUCAAGCAGGCUUUUAAAAAAUUGUGCACAGGAGGCAACCACUGUUGUAUUAACAAUAUGCCUAGAAGUAGCCUAGUUAAUAGACCAUUGGACUGCCCCACAAGUAAAAUGAAGGGAAAGUACAGUGCAUUCGGAAAGUAUUCAGACCCCUUGACUUUUUCCACAUUUUGUUACUUUACAGCCUUAUUCUAAAACUGAUUAAAUUAUUUUUUUCCCUCAUCAAUCUACACACAUUACCCCAUAAUGACAAAGAAAAAUCUGUUUUAUUUAUUUUUUGUGCAAAUGUAUUAACAUUUUUUAAACUGAAAUAUCACAUUUACAUAAGUAUUCAGACCCUUUGCUAUGAGACUCGAAAUUGAGCUCAGGUGCAUCCUGUUUCCAUUGAUCAUCCUUGAGAUUUUUCUACAACUUGAUUGGAGUCCACCUGUGGUAAAUUGAAUUGAUUGGACAUGAUUUGGAAAGUCACACACCUGUCUAUAUAAGGUCCCACAGUUGACAGUGCAUGUCAGAGCUAAAACCAAGCCAUGAGGUCGAAGGAAUUGUCCGUAGAGCUCAGAGACAGGAUUGUGUUGAGGCACAGAUCUGGGGAAGGGUACCAAAAAAUGUCUGCAGCAUUGAAGAUCCCCAAGAACACAGUGGCCUCCAUCAUUCUUAAAUGGAAGAAGUUUGGAACCACCAAGACUCUUCCUAGAGCUGGCCGCCCGGCCAAACUGAGCAAUCGGGGGAGAAGGACCUUGGUCAGGGAGGUGACCAAGAACCUGAUUGUCACUCUGACAGAGCUCCAGAGUUCCUCUGUCGAGAUGGGAGAACCUUCCAGAAGGAUAACCAUCUCUGCAGCACUCCACUUCUCAGUAAAAGGCACAUGACAGCCCGCAUGGAGUUUGCCAUAAGGCAUCUAAAGGACUCUCAGACCAUGAGAAGCAAGAUUCUCUGGUCUGAUGAAACCAAGAUUGGCCUGAAUGCCAAGCGUCACGUCUGGAGGAAACCUGGCACCAUCCCUACGGUCAAGCAUGGUGGUGGCAGCAUCAUACUGUGGGGAUGUUUUUCAGCGCCAGGGACUGGGAGACUAGUCAGGAUCAAGGGAAAGAUGAACGGAGCAAAGUACAGAGAGAUCCUUGAUAAAAAUCUGCUCCAGAGCGCUCAGGACCUCCGACUGGGGCAAAGGUUCACCUUCCAACAAGACAACGACCCCAAGUACACAGCCAAGACAAUGCAGGAGUGGCUUCGGGACAAGUCUCUGAAUGUCCUUGAGUGGCACAGCCAGAGCCCAGACUUGAACCCGAUCGAACAUCUCUGGAGAGACCUGAAAAUAGCUGUGCAGCGACGCUCCCCAUCCAACCUGACAGAACUUGAGAGAAUCUGCAGAGAAGAAUAGGAGAAACUUCCCAAAUACAGGUGUGCCAAGCUUGUAGUGUCAUACCCAAGAAGACUUGAGGCUGUAAUCCCUGCCAAAGGUGCUUCAACAAAGUACUGAGUAAAGGGUCUGAAUAUUUAUGUAAAUGUAAUAUUUAAGUUUUUUAAAAUUUGAAUACAUUUGCUGAAAUUUCUAAAAACCUGUUUUUGCUUUGUAUGGGGUAUUGUGUGUAGAUUGAUGAGGGGAAAUAAACAUUUAAUCCAUUUUAGAAUAAGGCUGUAACGUAACAAAAUGUGGAAAAAGUAAAGGGGUCUGAAUACUUUCCGAAUGCACUCUGACUUGCAAGUUUUACUUGAAUAAUGUGCUUGCAGAUUCUUUCUCCACUUGGAAGAAUCAGUGAGGCUCUGAGUGAUCUCUCCAAAGCCAUCCAGCUCCAGCCCUCUGCCCGCCUCUACAGACACAGAGGAACUCUGCUCUUCAUUGCCGAGGUCAGACUGACAAUGUAUUCAAGUUUCUGAUGAGUGUUGAAAUAGAGUUCAGUUCACAUAGUGGGUUUUAUAUGCUUUUGUUUUCUCUAAAUAGGAUUAUGUGGCAGCUAUGGAGGAUUUUCAACAGUCUUUGGAUCUGAAGAAAAACCAGCCCAUUGCCAUGCUAUACAGAGGUCUAACAUUCUUCCACAGAGGAAUGCUCAAGGUAGUCCCGUGUAGCUCAGUUGGUAGAGCAUGGCGCUUGCAACGCCAGGGUUGUGGGUUUGAUUCCCACGGGGGACCAGUAUGAAAAUGUAUGCACUCACUAACUGUAAGUCGCUCUGGAUAAGAGCGUAUGCUAAAUGACUCAAAUGUAAAUGUAAAAAUGUAUAGACAUUUUUGUAGAAAACCAGAGUUGCUCAACUUUGAGUACUGCCAGUAUAACCAGUUAUAUCCCUGCACGUUUACGAUACAAUCUUGUCUUCGAUCCAGGAAGCCAUUGAAACAUUCAAGGAGGCCCUGAAAUUAAAAUAUGACUUCAUAGAUGCAUACAAAAGUCUCGGACAGGCCUACAGGUACAGUAGGGAUGCUCUAUGACAUGCUUUGGUUUCAACCAAUGUGCCUCAAAGUUAGGACCCAGAAUUCUUCCUGGUCAGGUCACAUGGUCAGGAAGAACUCAGGGCCUUAGUACUCAUGGGCCAGUGCAGUAAAUGAUCCCUGUUGUGUGUGUGUAGAGAGUUGGGGGACUUUGAGGCAGCCAUGGAGAGCUUCCAGAAAGCCCUGAUGCUCAACCAGAACCACAUCCAGUCUCUGCAGCUGAGAGGCAUGAUGCUCUACCACCACGGCAGCCUCCAGGAAGCCAUCGGCAACUUCAAGGUAUUGGCCGUGUAACACACAGCUUCUUUCUCCUGACACAAUAUCAGUCUACCACCCAUUACAAGUGGUAACUACUUUUUUUAAAUGUAGUUUAGUCUAGUAAUUUUGACAAAUAUCAUGAAGUAUUAGUCACAUUUUUGUCAUUUGAAUAAUGAUUUAGUCUAGUUAUUGUCAAAAUGACGAAAACAGUGGGCCAUUUUAGUCAACUAAAUGCCCUUUCAUUUUAGUCACAUCACAUUUGUAUUGCCUCAUUAACCUAUAGUAAACAUAAAUCACUGACUUCCAUGUGCACAAACAUAGCCUUGUCCUACCAACAUAUUUUUCUGUAUAACAUCCUAUCGCAUGAUUCUCUUCCCAACAGCCAAAUUGGCAGCAGAACACAUUACUCGGCAGCAGAUUAAAAAUCACAUCUCUUGACAGGGCUCCAGACUAACUUUUUCAGUUGGUGGCACCAGCCAUGAUUUGGUCGCACCAAUUUUGUUCCGUGGCAUCACACAAUGGAACAAAUUAGUAAUCACCUUUAUAAAGUCAUUCACAGUGCUUUAGACUGUGUAAUAGACUGCUGAGAUGGUAGGCUAUUCAAUAAAUACGUUGUUUCAUCUAACAUGUCCAAGCAGGAAUACAUGAUUCAAGGUAUUUUGAUGUGCAACCUAAUCCAGUGAUUGUCAUGAAUUGUGGGUUGACAAUAGGGUAUUGUUGUUAUAUUUUACUGUUGAAAUACGGCUCCAGAAUAUUCUGAAUUUUGUGGUUCAAUAGAGAUGAAUUUGCCUACAUCUUUAUGUAUACUAAUAUCAUAGGCUAAUUUAUUUUGGGGCUAAUUCACCACAUGAGGAAGUGAAAACUCAAAACACAUUAGCUAGAUUUCUAACACUAAAUAUAAUACCCACCCUACUGUAGCUAUAGUAUCAAAGUUCUGUCAUAAGUAGUGGUCUGAUAGGUUGCAGCAAACUAAAAAGCUAGCAUUAUCAAUCUGUUAUUACCUGAGCGUAUAUAUUGAGAUGAUGCUCUUUCAGAUUGUCUCUUGAGGUUGGUAGUAUUCGACUUGGUUGGUAGUAUUCCCCUUCGACUUGUGGGUGUAAACGCUGUCUUCUCCUGUGGAAACGUUGCAUUCGGUUUGAAUCAACACGAUAAGCAAAGUGGCUCCAAACGUUGCCCCUUUUUCUACCGGGAGCUUGUACUAUACACAGGAAGAGUCGCCAUGUCAUGUGCGUUAUUUGCAUCAAUGAUGUGUUGCAGCCAGAUUGGAGAAUCUCUCCAAAAACUCUUGUCCAGUCCAUUUACCAGUCAGGUUUUAGUCACAGAGUGUUCAUCAACUGAAAUGAAAAAUCAUUUUCGUUUAGUUAUAGUUUUCUGGGUCUAUUCUAGUCAGUUAUCAUCUCGUCAAUUGCCACUGAAAAAUGGGUGUUUGACAAAUAUUUUCGUCAUUAUUGUUGUUGACAAAAUUAACACUGCAAGGGAUUCUCCUGAUGGUUUGUUUUCACUGUGGCUUCAGGCGGUUGAUGGCAACGCAGGCUAACGAGCAGCAGUGCCGUGCCCCUGAUCACAGACGUGUGUCAUGUAGGCCAUACUGACUAUCGUCAUUUUCCAUAUCCCCUAUCUGUCCCCAUGAUGGCAUUUGCCUUACUGUCCCAUCGGCAGCCCCGCUGUGGUGACUCAGUAGGCCUCAUGCAUUGAUGUGUAGUAGAUGUGGCAAUACUAUGACGGUUACUACCGGGGUGGUGGGUAGCCUAACGGAUAAGAGUGUUGGGUCAGUAACCGAAUGGUCGCUGGUUCGAAUCCCGAGCCGACUAGGUAAAAAAUAUGACGAUAUUCCCUUGAGCAAGGUACUUAACCCUAAUUGCUCCAGGGUCGCCCUUGAUAAUGGCUGACCUUGGCCGUGACCCCACUCUCCAAGGGUGUCUUGGGGAGUUGGGAUAUGCAUGUCACACGUGUAUAAUACACACUUGUGAAACAGGACAAAUCUAAGCACCCACCAAAUUAAAAUUAUUAUUAACUCUAAUUGCUCCUUUAAGUCGCUCUGGAUAAGAGUGUCUGCUAAAUGACAAAUGUAUAUAUAAAUAUAUAUAUAUAUUACCUCCCCCACACAGCAGCUUACAUGACCGUGUCACGUGCUUCCCACACUCCCUGUGGAGAAUGUGGUUUGGUGGGGUCAUGAGUCAGUCUAGAGCCGUCAUCCUCAGGCCGUUCACGCAGUCAGCAGCGAACUGUAGUGAUAUCCACUUUGAGUCUGAAUUAUGUAUGUCUGAAUUUGAGGUUCCCUCCCUCCCUUUUUAAUUAUUACACCUAUGUGCGUCAUUGGACUUGAUGUGUAACACCUCCAUGUUGUAUUGUGUUUUGCAGAGAUGUCUACAGUUGGAGCCCUACAAUGAGGUGUGUCAGUACAUGAAGGGUCUGAGCCACGUGGCUAUGGGACAGUUCUAUGAAGGCAUCAAGGCUCAGACUAAAGUCAUGUUGAAUGACCCUUUGCUGGGCCAGAAGGCAAGCUCGGAAUAUCUCAAAGUGAAAUACCUCAGAGGUGAGCGCAGCAUUAGUGACCUCUCAACUAACAUUUCAACCUGAAGCUGAAUGUUUUAUCUUUGAUAAUUUCUUGUCUCUGGAGAUCGAUGGUUUGAAUCUCUCAUGUCAUUUCCCCCCCACAGAAUACUCUCGCUACUUGCACUCACAUCUCGACAUACCUGUGGCAGAAUACAAUGUUGAUCAGGAUCUUCCAGGAAACUUCAAAAACCACUGGGCAAAAAACCUCCCUUUUCUUAUAGAAGACUAUGAGGAGCAGCCAGGACUGCAGCCUCAUAUUAAGUGAGUUCAAAGGGAUAGAACCUGCUACUGACUGAACACAGUUCAAUAUCUUCUGCCAGCAUUGUAUGAAACAUGUAUGCACUCACUAACUGUAAGUCGCUCUGGAUAAGAGCGUCUGCUAAAUGAAAGAAAAAAAUAUAUAUAUGUAAAAUUGAAGUAUAGGCUAACUGAUAGGUAAUGGAGUAGGCUAAUUUAGUUGACUUUGACCUACUCAGUGUUUGUGCUAUUCAACCCAUUUGUAACCUGCCCAACUGAUCUUGUUUCAUGCCUUGUCAUUGUAGGGAUGUUCUACUUCAGAACUUUGAAAGCUACAACACUGAAGUUCAGAAGCUCAUUUGCACAGCUGAUCACCUUGGUGCCCUUAUGCAAUACAAUACACCAGGAUUUCUUCCCAAUCGCAGAAUACACAGAGGUGGGUGAGUCACUGAGACACAUUAGAGUUGUAGUCCUCUUGUGUACAUUCUUGGCUGAAAUCAGAUUAAGUGACUCUAUCAGUUUAAUCUACUAGUAUCAGCCCUGAACUUGUUAAAAAACCCUAUGCAUGCUGGUAAGAAACUAUUGUAGAAGUCGUUUUUUCUGGAAUACAUAUUCUCUGAUCCGAUCUUAUGUCUUACAGUGCCUUGCAAAAGUAUUCAUCCCCCUUGGUGUUUUUCCUAUUUUGUUGCAUUACAACCUGUAAUUUAAAUGGAUUUUUAUUUGGAUUUCAUGUAAUGGACAUACACAAAAUAGUCCAAAUUGGGGAAGUGAAAUGAAAAAAAUAAUAAAAAAUAAAUAACAGAAAAGUGGUGCGUGCAUAUGUAUUCACCCCCUUUGCUAUGAAGCCCCUAAAUAAGGCCUGGUGCAAACAGUUACCUUCAGAAGUCACAUAAUUAGUUAAAUAAAGUCCACUUGUGUGCAAUCUGUGUCACAUGAUCUGUCAAAUGAUCUCAGUAUAUAUACACCUGUUCUGAAAGGCCCCAGAGUCUGCAACACCACUAAGCAAGGGGCACCACCAAGCAAGCGGCACCAUGAAGACCAAGGAGCUCUCCAAACAGGUCAGGGACAAAGUUGUGGAGAAGUACAGAUCAGGGUUGGGUUAUAAAAAAAAAAAUCAGAAACUUUGAACAUCCCACGAAGCACCAUUAAAUCCAUUAUAAAAAAAUUGAAAGAAUAUGGCACCACAACAAACCUGCCAAGAGAGGACCGCCCACCAAAACUCACGGACCAGGCAAGGAGGGCAUUAAUCAGAGAGGCAACAAAGAGACCAAAGAUAACCCUGAAGGAGCUGCAAUGCUCCACAGCGGAGAUUGGAGUAUCUGUCCAUAGGACCACUUUAAGCCGUACACUCCACAGAGCUGGGCUUUACGGAUUAGUGUCCAGAAAAAAGCCAUUGCUUAAAGAAAAAAACAAGCAAACACGUUUGGUGUCCGCCAAAAGGCAUGUGGGAGACUCCCUAAACAUAUGGAAGAAGGUACUCUGGUCAGAUGAGACUAAAAUUGAGCUUUUUGGCCAUCAAGGAAAACGCUAUGUCUGGCGCAAACCCAACACCUCUCAUCACCCCGUGAACACCAUCCCCACAGUGAAGCAUGGUGGUGGCAGCAUCAUGCUGUGGGGAUGUUUUUCAUUGGCAGGGACUGGGAAACUGGUCAGAAUUGAAGGACUGAUUGAAUGGUGCAUAAUUCUUGAGGGAAACCUGGUUGUCUUCCAGAGAUUUGAGACUGGACGGAGGUUCACCUUCCAGCAGGACAAUGACCCUAAGCGUACUGCUAAAGCAACACUCGAGUGGUUUAAGGGGAAACAUUUAAAUGUCUUGGAAUGGCCUAGUCAAAGCCCAGACCUCAAUCCAAUUGAGAAUCUGUGGUAUGACUUAAUGAUUGCUGUACACCAGCAGAACCCAUCCAACUUGAAGGAGCUGGAGCAGUUUUGCCUUGAAGAAUGGGAAAAAUUCCCAGUGGCUAGAUGUGCCAAGCUUAUAGAGACAUACCCCAAGAGACUUGCAGCUGUAAAUGCUGCAAAAGGUGGCUCUACAAAGUAUUGACUUUGGGGGGGAUGAAAUAGUUAUGCACGCUCAAGUUUUUUUGUCUUAUUUCUUGUUUGUUUCACCCCCAAAAAUAUUUUGUGGUAGGCAUGUUGUGUAAAUCAAAUGAUACAAACCCCCAAAAAAAUCUAUUUUAAUUCCAGGUUGUAAGGCAACAAAAUAGGAAAAAUGCCAAGGGGGGUGAAUACUUUCGCAAGCCACUGUAAAUCCAGUAGCUCUAUAACAGUAUAUUUCAAAGUUCUGAAAUUGAACGUGUUCUGUGUUUCACUUCAAAAGCCAUGGGUCUAGCAACCCUAGAGGUCAUGCAGGCUAUGCAGCGCACCUGGAGCAACUCAAAGGUGCGAGUCAAUGGCAAAACCAGGCAGAUGCAGUGGAGAGACAUGUUCGAUAUAGCUGUCAAAUGGAGGAGGUGAGGUUUGGGUGUGAGACUUGUUUGAGAAAGUUACUAUAUAACAAUGUUAUUACAACAAUGCACAUCUGCAGUAUCGAUCAACACCCUGUCUGCAGUUUCUUUAUUGUCAGUCUGUGAGGUUUGGUACAUGUUUCAUGUCAUACAUCAUUGUGUUGUUCUGUCCCUUUGAAGGAUUGCUGAUCCAGACCAGCCUGUUCUGUGGCUGGACCAGAUGCCUGCCAGAAGUCUCAGCCGAGGGUUCAAUAACCAUAUCAACCUCAUCAGGUAACCUUAAGGAAAAUGACAUGAAAUCAUCUCAAAGAUAGUCCCUGUGUGAAUUUAACACAUAACAAACUGUAGAGUCAAGUUGUAAUUUUAGAUAUCCUUUUUGAUAAUGUGGUUUUCCUGUUUUUUUGCAUCACAGAGGACAGAUCAUCAACAUAAGAUACUUGGCCUAUUUUGACAAAAUACUCAACUUCAUCAAAGACCGAAUAUUGGUUUACCACGGGUGGGUAUUUUUUAAAGAAAAUACAGAUAGCUUUUUAUUGGAGAAAUCUGUUGGCUUACUUAUUUAUGCAUUGUCCUCAGGGCAUACAACCCAAAAGGCCUACUGGAAGUCAGACAAGCACUGGAAAAUGUGGACAAGGUGGAAGACCUUCUCCCCAUAAUGAAGGUAAUAAGGAACAACACCCAGAAAAGAAAAUAUUGACUCAUCAAAAUAGUAUGAUAUAGUGUUUUCAGACUCUGGACCCAGGGGGCAAAGCUUUGAGGCCUGAUAUAUUCAUGGAAAUAGCAUCUAGGUCCUAGGAACUACUAAGUGGUGUGUACGAUACGAUAUCAUGUACUAAAACAUCUAUUGCAAAAACAUCCAAAUUGACAUAUCAACUUGGCAUGAGUUUCACAACUGAUAGAAUGUAGAUGUCUGAUUUGCUGCUGUUUUUUCAUUUUUAUCCUGAAGCAGUUUAACAGUAAAACAAGGGAUGGCUUCACAGUGAACUCCAAGGUGCCCAGUCUAAAAGACCCUGGGAAAGAAUAUGAUGGUUUCACUAUCACCAUAACAGGAGACAGGUCAGUUUAUUUGGUUCUAAUAAAUUAAUAACAAACUAAUCUCUUGACUUUAUAGUCUCCAUCAGUGGUUUGCCUAAGCUUUUCCAAUCAUACAGAAAUUCGAGACACAUUUCCUCAUCACUGAACAUCAUUUCAUGUGGAAAAACAUCAGGGUUUAUUAUGUCAACUCAGCUCAGUUGAAAGCAGUUAAGUAAUUCAACACAUUGUAUAUUUUUGUUCAUUCUAAUUCAGUGCUCAGGGUUUUCUGUUAGGGAACUUCUAGCAAAGGUUCUAGAUCUGUUUGUUGACAUUGCAUUAAAUGUACAGUACCAGUCAAAUGUUUGGACACACCUACUCAUUCAAGGGUUUUUCUUUAUUUUUACUAUUUUUUACAUUGUAGAAUGAUAGUGAAGACAUCAAAACUAUGAAAUAACACAUAUGGAAUCAUAUAGUAACCAAAAAUGUGUUAAACAAAUCAAAAUAUGUUUUAUAUUUGAGAUUCUUCAAAUAGUCACCCUUUGCCUUAAUGACAGCUUUGCACACUCUUGGCAUUCUCUCAACCAGCUUCAUGAGGUAGUCACCUGGAAUGCAUUUCAAUUAACAGGUGUGCCUUCUUAAAAGUUAAUUUGUGGAAUUUCUUUCCUUCUUAAUGCGUUUGAGCCAUUCAGUUUUGUUGUGACAAGGUAGGGGGGGUAUACAGAAGAUAGCCCUAUUUGGUAAAAGACCAAGUCCAUAUUAUGGCAAGAACAGCUCAAAAAAGCAAAGAGAAACAACAGUCCAUCAUUACUUUAAGACAUGAAGGUCAGUCAAUACGGAAAAUUUCAAGAACUUUGAAAGUUUCUUCAAGUGCAGUCGCAAAAACCAUAAAGCAUUAUGAUGAAACUGGCUCUCAUGAGGACUGCCACAGGAAUGGAAGACCCAGAGUUACCUCUGCUGCAGAGGAUAAGUUCAUUAGAGUUACCAGCCUCAGAAAUUGCAGCCCAAACAUCAACUGUUCAGAGGAGACUGUGUGAAUCAGGCCUUCAUUGUUGAAUUGCUGAAAAGAAACCAGUACUAAAGGACACCAAUAAGAAGAGACCUGCUUGGGCCAAGAAACACGAGCAAUUAGCAAUAGACUGGUGGAAAUUUGUCCAAAUUGGAGAUUGUUGGUUCCAUCCGCCGUGUCUUUGUGAGACGCAGUGUGGGUGAAUGGAUGAUCUCUGCAUGUGUCGUUCCCACCGUAAAGCAUGGAGGAGGAGGUGUUAUGGUGUGGGGGUGCUUUGCUGGUAACACUGUCUGUGAUUUAUUUGGAAUUCAAGGCACACUUCACCAGAAUGGCUACCACAGCAUUCUGCAGUGAUACGCCAUCCCAUCUGGUUUGGGCUUAGUGGGACUAUCAUUUGUUUUUCAACAGGACAAUGACCCAACACGCCUCCAGGCUGUGUAAGGGCUAUUUUACCAAGAAGGAGAGUGAUGGAGUGCUGCAUUAGAUGACCUGGCCUCCACAAUCCCCCGACCUCAACCCAAUUGAGAUGGUUUGGGAUGAGUCAGACGGCAGAGUGAAGGAAAAGCAGCCAACAAGUGCUCAGCAUAUGUGGGAACUCCUUCAAGACUGUUGGAAAAGCAUUCCAGGUGAAGCUGGUUGAGAGAAUGCAAAGGGUGGCUAUUUGAAGAAUCUCAAAUAUAAAAUAUAUUUUGAUUUGUUUAAAACUUUUUUGGUUACUACAUGAUUCCAUGUGUUAUUUCAUAGUUUUGAUGUCUUCACUAUUAUUCUACAAUGUAGAAAAUAGUAAAAAUAAAGAAAAACCCUUGAAUGAGUAGGUGUGUCCAAACUUUUGACUGGUACUGUGUAUAUAUUUUGUAUUAUUAUACUUUUUUUAACAGGUAGGGCUCAAAACAGGUGGGGCUCUGAAUGACGGGUCGCCACUGGUGUUGUCUCAAUUGAUGGCAGGCACAACACAAAAACCUCAGAUGAAAAAAAAACUCAGAUGAAAUGGGGUCUAAGCUACAACAUAUUCUAAUCUGAAACAAAUCGGAAUUUACACAUUUUUAGAUAAUUUACGUUAAAGGUUUAAAAAUGAAAAAAAUUAUUUAAAAAAAGUAAAUGCAUUAGAUUGACGACAACACUGUAAGCUUAAAUUACAGUGCAUUUGGAAUUAUUCAGACCCCUUGACUUUUUCCAAAAAAAAUUACGUUACAGCCUUAUUCUAAAAUUGAUUAAAUUGUGUUUUUUCCCCUCAUCAAUCUACACACAAUACCCCAUAAUGACAAAGCGGAAACAGGUUUUUAGAAACUUUUGCAAAUGUAUUAAAAAUAAAAAACGUAAAUAUCAAAUGUACAUAAGUAUUCAGACCCUUUACUGUUGAAGCACCUUUGGCAGUGAUUACAGCAUCGAGUCUUCUUGGUUAUGACGCUACAAGCUUGGCACACCUAUAUUUGGGGAGUUUCUCCCAUUCUUCUCUGCAAAUCCUCUCAAGCUGUCAGGUUGGAUGGGGAGCGUUGCUGCACAGCUAUUUUCAGGCCUCUCCAGAGAUGUUCGAUCGGGUUCAAGUCUGGGCUCUGGCUGGGCCACAAAAGGACAUUCAGAGACUUGUCCCGAAGCCACUCCUGCGUUGUCUUGUCUGUGUGCUUAGGGUUGUUGUCCUGUUGGAAGGUGAACCUUUGCCCCAGUCUGAGGUCCUGAGCGCUCUGGAGAAGGUUUUCAUCAAGGAUCUCUCUGUACUUUGCUCUGUUCAUCUUUGCCUCGAUCCUGACUAGUCUCCCAGUCCCUGCUGCUGUUAAAAACAUCCCCACAGCAUGAUGCUGCCAUCACCAUGCUUCACCGUAGGGAUGGUGCCAGGUUUACUCUAGACGUGACACUUGGCAUUCAGGCCGAAGUGUUCAAUCUUGGUUUCAUCAGACCAGCGAAUCGUGUUUGUCAUGGUAUGAGAGUCUUUAGGUGCCUUUUGGUAAACACCAAGCGGGCUGUCAUGUGCCUUUUACUGAGGAGUGGCUUCCAUCUGGCCACUCUACCAUAAAGGCCUGAUUGGUGGAGUGCUGCAGAGAUGGUUGUCCUUCUGGAAGGUUCUCCCAUCUCCAUAGAGGAACUCUAGAGCUCUGUCAGAGUUGCCAUCGGGUUCUUGGUCACCUCCCUGACCAAGGCCCUUCUCCCGAUUGCUCAGUUUGGCCGGGCGGCCAGCACUAGGAAGAGUCUUGGUGAUUACAAACUUCUUCCAUUUAGGAAUGAUGGAGGCCACUGUGUUCUUGGGGACCUUCAAUGCUGCAGAAAUGUUUUGGUACCCUUCCCCAGAUUUGUGCCUCGACACAAUCCUGUCUCGGAGCUCUACGGACAAGUCCUUCGACCUCAUGGCUUGGUUUUUGCUCUGACAUGCACUGUCAACUGUGGGACCUUUUAUAUAGACAGGUGUGUGCCUUUCCAAAUCAUGUCCAAUCAAUUGAAUUUACCACAGGUGGACUCCAAUCAAGUUGUAGAAACAUCUCAAGGAUGAUCAAUGGAAACCGGAUGCACCUGAGCUCAAUUUCGAGUCUCAUAGCAAAGGGUCUGAAUACUUAUGUAAAUAAGGUAUUUCUGUUUUUUAUUUGUAAUAAAUUUAGAAAACUGUUUUCACUUUGUCAUUAUGGGGUAUUGUGUGUAGAUUGCUAUAAUCUUUAUUUUUUAUUUUUUAAUCAGUUUUAGAAUAAGGCUGUAACUUAACAAAAAUUUGGAAAAAGUCAAGGGGUCUGAAUACUUUCCGAAGGCACUGUAUAUCAAACUCAACCCUUUAUCUUUUCCAGUGAUGAAGACAUGGAUGUCUCGUGGUAUGGUGGGGAAUGCAAAAUCUGUCAACUUUGAGCAACUUCUAUCUCCUGAAUGUUUUGGCAUUCAGGUCCAAAAAGUAUUUUUCUGACCACUUCUUCCAUGGGCAAAUAUGUAUGGGAAGUUUUGUUUAAAUCAAAAGGGAUGUUGUCAAAAAGUGGAUUUACUCAGAAGCAAGAACUGCAGUGUGAUGCAUACUGUAUGGAUAUCCUCAAGUGUGAAAUAUUAGCUAAAAAUAAUGGUUGCAUCUGAGACAUGAAAUAUACUGUAUAAACACAUUUUACUGAGUUAGUUCAUAUAAGGAAAUCAGUCAAUUGAAAUAAAUUCCUUAGGCCCUAAUCUAUGGGUUUCACAUGACUGGGAAUACAGAUACAGUGGGGGAAAAAAGUAUUUAGUCAGCCACCAAUUGUGCAAGUUCUUCCACUUAAAAAGAUGAGAGAGGCCUGUAAUUUUCAUCAUAGGCACACGACAACUAUGACAGACAAAUUUAGAUUUUUUUUCUCCAGAAAAUCACAUUGUAGGAUUUUUAAUGAAUUUAUUUGCAAAUUAUGGUGGAAAAUAAGUAUUUGGUCACCUACAAAAAAGCAAGAUUUCUGGCUCUCACAGACCUGUAACUUCUUCUUUAAGAGGCUCCUCUGUCCUCCACUCGUUACCUGUAUUAAUGGCACCUGUUUGAACUUGUUAUCAGUAUAAAAGACACCUGUCCACAACCUCAAACAGUCACACUCCAAACUCCACUAUGGCCAAGACCAAAGAGCUGUCAAAGGACACCAGAAACAAAAUUGUAGACCUGCACCAGGCUGGGAAGACUGAAUCUGCAAUAGGUAAGCAGCUUGGUUUGAAGAAAUCAACUGUGGGAGCAAUUAUUAGGAAAUGGAAGACAUACAAGACCACUGAUAAUCUCCCUCGAUCUGGGGCUCCACGCAAGAUCUCACCCCGUGGGGUCGAAAUGAUCACAAGAACGGUGAGCAAAAAUCCCAGAACCACACGGGGGGACCUAGUGAAUGACCUGCAGAGAGAGCUGGGACCAAAGUAAUAAAGCCUACCAUCAGUAACACACUACGCCGCCAGGGACUCAAAUCCUGCAGUGCCAGACGUGGUUGGCAAUGACACAGGUCAAACGUUUUCUGUAAGUCUUCACAAGGUUUUCACACACUGUUGCUGGUAUUAGACCUUAUCCAGAGCGACUUACAGUUAGUGAGUGCAUACAUUUUCAUACUUUUUUCAUUCUUUUGGCUCAUGAAACAUGGGACCAACACUUUACAUGUUGCGUUUCAAAAAAAAAUUCAGUAUUGAAACAGCCAAACCCCUAUUUGAACCUUUUGAAUUCUUUGUCCUUCAGGUUGGACUUUCUAAAAAAACUUGAAAUACUAAGCUUGAAAUACAAAGCUUGAAAUAUGAUUUGGCUUGUUAUUCUACCUCUAACCCUACAGCUUUCACCAAAGUGCGCCUUGUUAUCUGUCCCAUGAUGAAUGUUGAUGUAUGUACAGUACAGUAGAUGUUCAUAGAGACCAAGGUGUUUGUUCAGACUGUGUGUAUUUGUGUUACCUUAGAGUGGGGAACAUGCUGUUCUCAGUGGAGACCCAGACCACAGAGGAGCGCACGCAGCAGUACCAGUCUGAGAUUGAGUCGAUCUACAAAGACCUGACUGCCAAAGGCAAGGCUCUCAUGCUGUCCACUGAACUUGGGGUAUGCUCUCUCUUCCUCUUUCUCUCUCUUCUUCUUCUUCUUCUUCCCUAUUCCCUCUCUUUUCUUUUCUCUGACUGUCAGUGUUGGCUUCCAGUUGUGCGAUUCACUGCCACCUCAACAAUCUGAUCCAUACUGUUGCUUUCCUAUCUGAUGUAACACACGUUUUUCUAUUGUUGUGUUGAUAGAUUUACUCUCUACCACUGAAAAUGUGGAGCAGUCCGUUUUGUAUGAGGCUACCUAACCUGUUAAAGGGAAAUUCCACUCAAUUAGUCCACUGUUGAUAAUGUCCCAAAAUGUUUUGCAUGUCAGCAGUCAAGUUUUCAAGUUAUUGGACUUUCAAGAAGCCAAGUGUCACUGGCCACAUCCUUGUGUAAUGAUAUGACCUCUGUAAGUGGACCCUGUAGUAUGAAUUGCAUUGUUUUUGUUUCUAUCUUUUAGGAUGCAGAUGCAGUGUGUAAUUUAAUCCUCUCCCUGGUUUACUACUUCUGUAACCUUAUGCCCCUCUCCAGAGGGUCCAGGUAAGGUUUUGUCCAAGUCAUAUAACCAUCAAUACAUGAUGUUAAGGCACAUGUUUCAGUUGGUCUUCUCUGAAUGGUGAUUUCAUUUUGUGAAACAGUUUUUUUAGUUAUGAAAUCAGUCCCAUUUCCCAUACUUUUUCGUCUCUAUUUCUCUUUUUUCAGUGUUGUGGCAUACUCCGUUGUCAUGGGUGCACUGAUGGCCAGUGGAAAGGAGGUGAUAGGCAGAAUCCCCAAAGGGAAGGUAAUCGUGACGUUUUGCUCUACUUUACACUACUUUAUUUUAAUACAUUACAUUUCCCAGUGGUGGUAUCAAUGUGGUAACAAUGUGCCUGGUUUUUAAGCUUUUUUCUUGUUUAUGAUGAUUUUUUUAGUUGGUUGAUUUUGAAGCCAUGACAACACCCAGUCCUGACAGCUUUAGUAAAACAGCUAAAAACUGGAUGAAUUUAAAGAGGUGAGUAGCUCGACAUGCCCACUGUUAUCACCUUUAAACGCAUCAUAAGUUGGCCAAUUAUUGUAUUGAUAACCUUUUUUUACCUCAUAGUCUACCAGUGUGGUACCAUAGUCUUCCAUCGGUAGCAGAAACGUUCCCGACGACUAGAACCAUGAUAGAGGUCCUCAACACGGACUCGACAUCGCACUGUCCAAAGAAGUCCUAACACCACUUCUCCUGAUGAGAACAAGGGCCACUCGCCCUGUCCACUCUUUCUGCUCAUAGUCUCUCUGGCCAAGCUCAACCCCCAAAGCACAACAUCUGUCUAAACAUGAUUAAUGGCAACUACAUGUUGUUCAGAUAUGUAUGCAAUACCAGCAAAACCCUAGUAGGGUCUAGUAUGUAAAAGCUAAGAAGCAACAUUUAUUUGAAUGGGAGGUAAUCUCUCGAUCGUGAUUGGCACUAAAAUUCUAACUAUUUUCUUUUUAAAAACCCUCAGUCUAUAAGCAAAGAAAGUGGGGGAGGAGAUUAUAAGAUGUAAACUUUCCUUCAGGGCUAUUCUAUUCCACUUGGGAUACUUGAACAUUUAGAAAAGUCAAGCAAUCUUUUUAUUUAGUCUUGUCGAUGGUGCGAUUGUGGAGAGUGUCACUCUGUGGCAUUUCCUUUUUCAGUAAUUGUUUUUAACUUGACCAAUAAAGGGCAUGAGGCAGGGCUGGUUUUAGGUUGGGUCAAACUUGUUUUGGGGAAAGCACACAACAAUGGUCCUCUGGUCUUAUUUUGAGACAUCUGUUUCUGUCUUGUUGCUGUUCUCUCUUUCUUUUUUCCGUAAAAUGUUUUUAAAUCAUUUGACAAUGGUCUUAUCGACACACAACAUUUGAACACAUGUUCAGGGAUACAUUAAGGGGAGUAUGUUCAACUGCUCUGAAGAACCUCUUCAUGUGAGGACAAGCUUUGGUGUUCAGUUUGUAUGUUUCCCACUUACCCUUAACUGUGAAUGACAGAAUAAAAUAUGCAUUGCCUGCCGGAGUCCUUAUUGAAUGAGCUCCAGAGGAUCAAAUAAAAUAACCAACAACAAUGUUAAGUUCUCUGCUUAACGUUAUUUAAUUUUUUGGCAGAACUACUGUUUUAUCAUAAUGUUUCCAUAUCAAUGUUUGUGCUGAAUGGCUGGGAGAUUUGUUUUAAUAUUUUUUUGCACUGGGUGAAUUGGCUAUGUUUAUUAAACCGCUAAGGUGGAUUUUUAAGCUAAGCAUAUGUCCCAUCUUGAAGUUUAAACUUGAAGGAAAGAAAUCUGUGGAGAUUUUAGGGAAUUGGGAUGUUCAAUGGUCAAUAAAAUUGGUUGACAAA